AUGAUAAGCAGCGAAGCGAAGGGAGGCAUAUUGGAUAGGCUGUCACAGCUCGAGGACCUGUACUUCCCUCGCGCGGUACAAUCCUCCGCAGCCACUCCCUCCCAACGCAAGUCCCUCCUCCUCGACCUCCUUUCUCGCGAUGUCGCCGUUUUCUUAGAGCGGUAUGGAUCAAAAUUAUCCCUUGAGGAACUCAAAGAAUUUGAUGUGUUGAAAGAUGAUUACGAAAUCAAUUGGCAUUUAAAUCGGCUAAGGAGUGUCAUCAGUCCAACUGAGGAGGAAAAGAAGUCUAAGUCUGCAAAGAUCAGGAAUCGAAGGCUAGCAUAUAUGGAUAACUUAAUGGCAGGUAGGCAAUACUUUUCUGAGGAUGCAAUGAGGGAGAGAGAGCCCUAUUUGCAUCAUGAGUAUGUGGGAAAAUUUCAGGACCUGAGUGGAAGGAGCAUGGCAAGGCCUGGGGAGCGGUGGUCGGAGACGUUGAUGAGGCGAUCUGAGGAGGCCAUAUUAGUGGAGAAAAUUAGGGUGGAGCAGCAACGAUUGGGUGUGGCUCAGAGUGAUUGGGUUGGAAUUGAAAGAGAAAGGCAAGAAGAAGAAGAGGAAGAAGAGGAGGAAGAAGAAGAAGAGGAAGAGGAAGAAGAAGAGGAAGAAGAAGAAGGUGGAGGUAAGGAGGAGAUGGAGAAGGGAAGACAGGACUUGACAGUUGGCCUCGAUACUAAAAACUCUAGGAGCUUUGAGCUACACUCGAAUCAUGGGGCCUACAACAAUGGGCAAUCUUCAACCGCAGAACCCAUCGGAGAAGAUAGUUCGUCACCUGAGGAGAUGAAAGAUCGGAUGGAGCAAUUCACCUAUAUCAUGCAGCAAAAGUUUUUGGCAGGGGAAGAUCAUCAGCAUCUGGACUACUCCAAAAUUGACGAGGAUGAGACCUUAGAUGAUCACUGGAUGAAAGAAGUAAAUCACGACGCUGAAGAAAAAUACUUUGAUGAUAUCUGA
Molecule: messenger RNA, 984 nt
Organism: Fraxinus pennsylvanica
Lineage: Eukaryota; Viridiplantae; Streptophyta; Magnoliopsida; Lamiales; Oleaceae
Source: the annotation of a GenBank genome assembly